AUGCAGGUCGAGGUUGGAAAGGAUCCAGUUGACUCUCUCGCUAAGCUUGAGAAGGAGAUGAGAUUCAGCCUCACGGAGCUCCCUGUCCCAUUCGUAACGUGCCCUCUCUACGGGAUGAUGGCAAUCGGGCCAUAUGUUCGCUUCUACAAGCUCGAUGAUCCGAACGGAACCAUGGAGGAACUUCACCCAAGUCCUGACGGAUCAGCGUGGCAUAUUCGACAUGAUGAUAAGGCGAUCGAUUCGACCUUAAAUUGGCUUUUCAACCAUUUCGUUUACUGA
This is a messenger RNA of Penicillium cosmopolitanum, 279 nucleotides long. RefSeq lists its product as uncharacterized. The transcript has a single exon. The coding region runs from base 1 to 279 and encodes 92 amino acids. The record is from RefSeq and is a predicted model, not a curated record. NCBI's taxonomy places the organism in Eukaryota, Fungi, Ascomycota, Eurotiomycetes, Eurotiales, Aspergillaceae.